CUGAGCUUAACCACUAGUCCACCGGUGCUGGCCCGAAAAUUUUGUUUUUCUGAGUCAGGAGGUGUCCUUUCCUGUUUUCAGCUGCUUCUGCCUUCAGCAUGGGCUUGAGCCUGGAGAUAGGGCAUCCGUCUUGUGGCCAGGAAGUAACAAACAUGGAGAUAAAAGUCAACAUUCUAAGGAUGGUGGAGUGAAAGGAUGAAAAGUGUUUGGGUUUCCCCUUUGUAGCCGAACACAUACGCAACGAAUAUACCACAGAAACUUGAGUUGGGGAGGACCUAAACCCAGUGUGUCACUUAAUCAAGAACUUCUACUGCAACAUUCCUGGUGACAUAAUUCACUGCUCAGGGGGUGACUCUAAUAUUGUUGCAGGUCUUUAAUUAUUCAGAAGUUCUCCCUUACUUUGAAAUCUGACCCCAGAAGCUUCUACUUGUGAACCUAGUUUUAUGCUCGGCUGGGAUUUACCUCGGCAGUGUCUUCCACACACUCACAGAUGUCGGUGGAAAGUCAUCCUGAUCAAGUUGGCAAGUCUGUUGACAGACACCCUCUUCCAAAUAUUCUGGAGGGUUGUAGUCUAGAACCUAGUACCUUCUUCUGGGUCUUGUCUUCAGAGCCAGAGUCCAGUGGCAGGGGUAUCAGUAGGAAGAGAGGAUGUCAUCUCCGGGGUCGUCUAAGUCCUUUGAUUUCCUAGUUAGGACUUCAGAAUCAAUGCAGACAUCCUAGAUGCUUCUGAUUUUAGGACCACGUGAAUGAGCUGAGGAAGGAACUGUCAGUGGCUUGAGUGCCUCUAUUCUGCCUUCUAUGUUUUGGACAAGAUGCCAGGAAUACUGUCUUCCGCUCAAUGACCUUUGUUUUCUGUCCAGUCCAUAAGUAAUAAGUGCUUCAAAACCGUGCAGUAAAUGCUUGCUGUCAUCUUGACUUGUCUUUUCCUCCUUGGCUUUCUGUGCAGUGUGGAAUGCUGCUUCUGCUGAAUAUCUUUUUUUUUUUAGUUUUUAAAAAAUUAUGGUGAAAAACACAAAAGUGACUAUUCUAUCCAUUUUGAAGUGUAUAGUCAGUGGUGUUAAGUAUAUUCCCAUUGUUGUAAAACAGGUCUCCAGAAUGUUUUCAUCUCGUCUGCUGAAUGUCCUCCAUGGUGGUGUAGGGAGAGACACAUUGUUCUCGUAAACUUGUUCAUUUACUGGUUGCCCUGCUGCUUGGCUCCCUCCUACAGAACGCUCCCAUCGAGCUUUUCAUGUAGGAAGGACGCUCCUCUGGCCACUUUCCUCUCUGGAAGACUUCCGGGUCAGCCAUUCAGUGAGUUUGCUCAAGUUGUCUCACAGUCUUUACAAGCUCACUGACUGGGAAUCUAAGUAGAGGUGGGGUUUGAAAAACCAGAGGUGUGGUUUAAAGAGAGGGAACGUCCGGGGCAGCAGGUCUUCUCAGUUGAGAGGGUAUAAUCCUCGUCAAAUAACUCAGCUUGAGAAUAUUCUCUGAGUUUAGCACAAGGUCCCAGCCUGGAAAGAUGUCCAAGGUUGUUUUUCCUGGCGCUUCUCCCUCUCCACUAUGCCGUCUGGUAGCUCUCCUACUUCUUAAUGCCCUCUGGCAGCCAUGCCCUUAUCUUGCUGGGGCUGAAUCACAGGUGUUGGGUGCUGUUUUAAUUUUGAGUUAAUUGGGCUUUUUGCUCCUAGACUCUUACGUGGUUUCUUGAAUUCAUGAAUUAGUCAUGAAGUUGUGUUUACCAGGCGGGCACGCUGGCACUCUGUGGUCUGUCCAGCUGACCUUGUUUUAGCAGCGUGCUAUUUGUGCAGGCUGUAGUGAACGAUGGUGGGAAAAACUGAAUCCUCUUCAGGGACCCUUUGACUGCAGCCUUUUCUGGACUUUGAACUCUGACCUUUGCAGGUGCUUACAUCAUGCCGAGCCUUCCUUGUAACAGCACGAAUCCCCACGAAGCUCGACUUAACCUUCAGCUACCUGGAGAUUCACGGCGUCAUCUGCAGCAAGCCAGCUCAGAUGAUUGUAGAAACUGAGAAGUGCAGCAUCUCCAUGAAGAUGGCGUCGCCCGAGGACGUGAGUGAAGUUCUGGCUCACAUCGGCACCUGCCUGCGGAAGAUCUUUCCUGGCCUCUCUCCCGUGAGAAUCAUGAAAAAAGUCUCCAUGGAGCCAUCUGAGCGACUGGCCAGUCUCCAGGCCCUGUGGGACAGCCAGACCGUGGCCGAGCAGGGCCCCUGUGGUGGAUUUUCUCAGAUGUAUGCCUGUGUUUGUGACUGGCUUGGAUUUUCAUACAGGGAAGAAGUACAAUGGGAUGUGGAUACAAUUUAUCUGACACAAGACACUAGGGAAUUGAAUUUACAAGACUUCAGUCAUCUUGAUCACAGGGACCUAAUACCUAUCAUUGCUGCUCUGGAAUACAAUCAGUGGUUCACCAAGCUGUCUUCUAAGGACCUAAAACUGUCCACUGACGUCUGUGAACAGAUCUUGAGGGUGGUGAGUAGGUCCAAUCGACUGGAAGAAUUGGUGUUGGAAAACGCUGGACUUAGAACGGAUUUUGCACAAAAGCUGGCCAGUGCUCUAGUGCAUAAUCCCAACUCAGGACUCCACACGAUUAACCUUGCUGGCAACCCACUGGAGGAUCGAGGUGUAUCCUCUUUAAGUAUUCAAUUUGCCAAACUCCCAAAGGGAUUAAAGCAUUUAAAUUUAUCUAAAACCUCAUUGUCACCUAAAGGGGUGAAUAGCCUUUCUCAGUCACUCAGUGCCAACCUGUUGACUGCCACCACCCUUACCCACCUAGACCUCUCAGGGAACGUCCUGCGUGGAGAUGACCUCUCGUACAUGUACAGUUUUUUGGCUCAGCCUAACGCCAUUGCUCAUCUGGACUUAUCCAAUACAGAAUGUUCCCUGGACAUGGUCUGUGGAGCUCUUCUCCGUGGAUGCCUUCAAUAUUUAGCUGUACUCAAUCUCUCCAGAACUGUCUUUUCUCACCGGAAAGGAAAAGAAGUACCCCCGUCUUUCAAGCAGUUUUUUAGUAGUUCUCUGGCUCUGAUGCAGAUCAACCUUUCAGGCACAAAACUAUCUCCUGAGCCCUUAAAAGCGCUGUUAUUGGGCCUGGCUUGUAAUCACAACUUGAAAGGGGUUUCUCUUGAUCUCAGCAACUGUGAGCUUGGCCAUUGUCUGAGAUCGGGAGGUGCACAAGUGUUAGAAGGCUGCAUUGCCGAAAUCCACAACAUCACCAGCUUAGACAUCUCCGACAAUGGUUUAGAAUCUGACCUAUCUACCUUAAUAGUGUGGCUCAGUAAAAACAGAUCAAUACAACACCUGGCAUUAGGCAAAAAUUUUAAUAAUAUGAAAUCCAAAAAUCUGACACCUGUGUUGGACAACUUAGUACAGAUGAUUCAAGAUGAAGAAUCACCUCUGCAGUCCUUGUCCCUGGCUGACUCGAAACUCAAGACUGAGGUCACCAUCAUCAUCAAUGCCCUGGGAAGCAACACCUCCUUGACCAAAGUGGACAUCAGUGGGAAUGGAAUGGGGGACAUGGGAGCAAAGAUGCUGGCCAAAGCACUGCAGAUCAACACCAAGCUCAGGACUGUAAUAUGGGACAAGAACAACAUUACUGCCCAAGGCUUUCAAGAUAUAGCCGUUGCUAUGGAAAAGAACUACACAUUGAGAUUUAUGCCGAUUCCUAUGUAUGAUGCUUCUCAAGCCCUGAAAACAAACCCUGAAAAAACAGAAGAAGCUCUGCAGAAGAUAGAAAACUAUCUGCUCCGGAAUCAUGAGACCAGAAAAUACCUUCAGGAACAGGCCUACCGCCUCCAGCAGGGCAUUGUCACCAGCACCACCCAGCAGAUGAUUGACAGAAUAUGUGUGAAAGUACAAGAUCAUCUCAACUCUUUACGAAACUGUGGAGGAGAUGCUGUCCAGGAAGAUUUAAAAUCAGCAGAAAGGCUUAUGCGUGAUGCCAAGAACUCUAAAACGUUGUUACCAAAUUUGUACCAUGUUGGUGGUGCGUCUUGGGCAGGAGCCAGUGGCUUGUUAUCCAGUCCAAUUCAGGAGACCCUGGAAUCAAUGGCUGGAGAAGUUACAAGAGUUGUAGAUGAACAGCUAAAGGCGUUGCUUGAGUCCAUGGUUGAUGCUGCCGAGAAUCUUUGUCCCAAUGUGAUGAAAAAAGCCCACAUUCGACAAGACUUGAUUCAUGCCAGCACUGAAAAGAUUUCCAUUCCACGUACCUUUGUUAAAAAUGUCCUGUUGGAGCAGUCUGGAAUUGAUAUCCUUAACAAAAUUAGUGAAGUGAAGUUGACAGUGGCCUCCUUCCUGUCUGAUCGAAUUGUGGACGAAAUUCUGGAUGCACUUUCACACUGCCAUCAUAAACUGGCUGACCAUUUCAGCAGACGUGGCAAGACCCUUCCUCAACAGGAGUCCUUGGAGCUCGAGCUGGCUGAGGAGAAGCCGGUUAAACGCUCCAUCAUCACAGUGGAGGAGCUCACAGAGAUAGAGCGUCUGGAAGACCUGGAUACUUGUAUGAUGACUCCCAAAUCCAAAAGGAAGAGCAUCCAUAGCCGAAUGCUGCGGCCUGUUUCCAGGGCCUUUGAAAUGGAGUUUGAUCUAGAUAAAGCCCUGGAAGAAGUGCCGAUCCACAUCGAAGACCCGCCUUUCCCGUCCAUCAGACAGGAGAAGCGGAGCUCAGGGUUUAUCUCUGAGCUGCCCUCCGAAGAAGGGAAGAAGCUGGAGCACUUUACCAAGUUAAGGCCAAAACGGAACAAGAAACAGCAACCCACCCAAGCAGCGGUCUGUGCUGCCAGCAUAGUCUCCCAGGAUGGCGAACAGAAUGGUCUUAUGGGGAGAGUGGAUGAAGGUGUAGAUGAAUUUUUCACCAAGAAAGUGACCAAAAUGGAUUCCAAGAGAUCAUCAGCAAGAGGCUCCGAGUCCCAAGAGCUUAGCGAAGGAGGAGAUGAAAAGAAAAAGCGGGAUUCUCGGAAAAGCGGCUUUCUCAAUUUAAUCAAAUCCCGGUCCAAAUCUGAGCGGCCAUCAAUGGGCUUGAUGACAGAGGAACCCUCCUCACCAAAAGGGGCAGGCCGAAGCCCAGCCGUGGACACACCCAGGAAGGACACGAAGCCAGCUGAGCACAAUGGCAAUUCUGAACGGAUAGAGGAGAUAAAAACACCCGACUCCCUUGAAGAGAGUCAAGGAGAAGACGUGGGCAAGGUGGAACGGAGUGACAGCAAGAGCAGCCCACAGGGCGGGCGGAGGUAUGGGGUCCAGGUGAUGGGCAGUGGUCUGCUGGCAGAGAUGAAGGCCAAGCAGGAGAGGAGAGCUGCUUGUGCGCAGAAGAAGCUUGGGAAUGACGCCCUCUCCCAAGAUUCCUCCAGCCUGGCCUUGAGCAGCACAGAACGGUUGGAUGGAGGUGGGGCAGUACCUAAACUGCACCCAGGUCUUCCAGAGAACCGCUUCGGUUUGGGAACCCCAGAAAAGAAUGCCAAAGCAGAACCCAAAGUGGAAGCGGGCUCCAGGUCUCGGAGCUCUUCCAGCACACCCACCAGUCCGAAGCCCCCCCUGCAGUCCCCAAAACCCACCCUGGCGGCACGGCCCACCAUUCCGCAGAAACCAAGAACCGCCUCACGGCCUGAGGACGUCCCAGACUCUCCAUCUGGCACCACAUCCCCUAAAGUUGCUCUUCUUCCGCCUGUCCUGAAAAAAGUCCCUUCGGACAAGGAGAGAGAUGGCCAGAGUAGCCCCCAGCCCAGUCCCAGGACGUUUUCUCAGGAAGUAGUGCAAAGAGGAGAUUAUUACAAAAGACAUUCAGAUCAUGACAGUGGCAAGCCUUCCAGUAGAGGGAAAAGAUCUUCAAAACUGUACUCCACCAUUGCAGAAGAGGAAGUGAAUGCAAUUGGGCACAGGAAGUCACAGCCAACAAAUGCUUCAAGGAGAAGCUGGGGCCAGCAGGCCCAGGAGAAUCCAGAACAGAAGCAAUGGUCCUCCAGUAAAGAUGGCCGUCAAGGCAGCAAAUCUAGUGACUCCGGGGAAGAAGCAGAAAAAGAGUUUAUUUUUGUGUGAAGGUCAUCCGUGCUGAAGUCUUCUUGUGCAGGGUGCUUUUGUUAGCCAUCAGAGAGGAACCAAGGGCAACACUUCUUCCUACUUGCUAGGCGCUCUUCUCUUGGUGCUUUUCUCUUUUCCUUUUUCCUUUGCUUUUUUUUGGAAAACAGAAACAGAUCCAUUUCUUGGUAAUCAAAGCACAUUUGUUUGGUCUUCUCCCAACCCUUGCCAUUUGAUUUCUAAGCAUUCCUUCAUAUGCCUUCCACAAAUGCCAGCAAUUAUCCCCUGGGCCCUACUUGAAUUUCUCUGAGGCAGCUACAGUUUGCCCUGCAAGAUGAGUUUUUGGAGAAAAAGUUAACUGGACACACACACAAGUAACGCCAUCCAGCUGACUGGGGUACUGCUGCAUGUACCUGUGUCAAGUCUGCACUCGACUCCAUAGAGCGAUUUAUUCUUGAGGUAUGCAAUUGCACAUUAUAAUUAUAUUAACAGAGCACACUAAUAAAUAAUUUGUAUAAAUUAUAUAUAUUAGAUCUUGGGUAUGGUUUUUACAUUCUCCCAUGGGGAACUUCUUCCUUCCUGAUGUGGAAUUGUAAAUUUAAACUUGGUCGGUGACCUUUGCAAUACCAUCAACAAGCACAGUGAAGAACAAAGUGAAAGAGGCCCACGGCUGGUUCUACCAGGUGCCCAGAUUAAUGUAUAUAGUUGAUUGGAAUGAGGUUUUAUGAAUAUUCGUGUUUUUUUGAAGGCCUUUAAUUUCUGUCUACAUAUUAGCUUUUAACGUGUGAUUUUAAGAGAGAAAGCUUUGACACCUGUAAAAAAUCAAAAUACUACUCUUUUUAAGACAUUUCACGAAUAUUCACUUACAUUACAGGCUGAAGCUAUUUUAUUCAUAUGUAUAUUUAUACCAAUAAAAUGAUUUUACAAGCGGAA
This is a messenger RNA of Equus caballus (horse), 6933 nucleotides long. The record is from RefSeq and is a predicted model, not a curated record. Lineage: Eukaryota; Metazoa; Chordata; Mammalia; Perissodactyla; Equidae.